AUGUUUGAAGAAAUGAGAUUUUUUGUAAUACAAGAACAUCGGUUGAAAAUAGUUUUUGUGAUAAUCGGUUUCAAAAAAUACCUUGUGGAGGGUACGGAUAAGGCAUUCGUUGUCCUCCCAUUUGCGGAGCAGGCUGCCCAAACGGUGGAUAGCCUUGCUGUGGUUGUGGACCAUUUUGUUGCUGAUGUUGCUGCUGUUGUUGCUGAGCUCGCAAUUGUGCUUGAUAUGCCUGGUGAUUCAUCAUAUCCGGGGGCCCAUUCAUUGGUGGUGGUGCGAAUCCAUGAGCUGAUUGCAUUGGCACACCAGGUCCACUUGGACUUGGCGCAGACUGUGGCGGCAUCAUCUGAGGAUGAUGAUGAGCUGCUGGUGGAAGUUGCUGAUGAUGGUUCUGUUGAGAGUGCUGAGACUGUGGCUGUUGACGGUGAUGGGGAGGCCCAGAUGAUCCAGGUUGAUUAG
Molecule: messenger RNA, 456 nt
Organism: Caenorhabditis remanei
Lineage: Eukaryota; Metazoa; Nematoda; Chromadorea; Rhabditida; Rhabditidae
Exons: 2
Coding region: 1-456 (151 amino acids)
Source: RefSeq, a predicted model, not a curated record